AUGCCGAGAGUCUUCAAGUUUCUCAAGACUGCGCUGGCGCCUAGCAUUGGAAGUUCCUCGCCGCAGGAGGUAGUCGACAAGAAUAAUUCGUCACCCAAGGCAUCAUUCACUUCCUCGGCAGACGACACAUGGCUGCCAGACUUCGAUCCACUCACGGUCACGGCAUUCGAACUGUCCGAACUCUUGAAUGCGCGAGCAAUUACAAGCGUGCAAAUCGUACAACUGUACCUGAAGGAGAUUGCGUUACACAACAGAAGAGGCAGACAAUUAAGAGCAUUGAUUUCUGUUGCCCCAAAACAUGAACUAUUGAGGAUAGCACGCAAGCUGGACGAUGAACGAGCAAGAGGCAAGAUAAGAGGCCCACUUCAUGGCAUUCCAAUAGUAAUCAAGGACAACAUCAUGACGGAUGAGACGCUAGGGAUGGAUACGACAGUUGGCUCCUAUGCUUUUGUAGGCUGUAUACCUAAGAAGAGCGCGACCGUUGUCGACCGCUUGAUCAAGCGAGGGAUGAUCAUCAUUGGAAAAUCGAACCUUACAGAAUUCUGUGGUCUCAAGAAUCCGUCAAUGCCUCCGGGAUGGUCAGCGGUGGGCGGACAGUGUCAGUCACCGUAUGUUUCAAGACACAUUGCAAAGCGAAAACUACAUUGGGAACUGUCAGCUCCUGGAGGCUCCUCAACAGGAUCAGCUGUGGCCGUGGCUUCAGGCUUCAGCACUCUGGCGAUUGGCACGGAUACCAUCGGAUCACUUAUCACGCCAGCAAACCGCGCGGCCCUCUACGCACUAAAACCUACAGUUGGAGAAGUUCCGAUGGACGGAAUCUUCAACCUAAGCAAAACAUUUGAUUCAGUUGGUGGCAUGGCCAAGUCUGCAAAGGAUCUUGUGGCGCUUAUGGACGCCUUGAUGGUACCCACCAACAGAGAAGAGAAUGUGCCGAGUCCACACAGAUCAUUUAAGAUUAAGCCAGAUUUUGGCACGCUUCGAAUCGGCAUCUGUGAGCCGUCAAUCUGGAAGUCAUGGCGCAAAAAUGGGCGCAUUAAUGCUGACGCCGAGAGGUUUAUGACCCAGAAGUACGACAUGAUUGUUCAGAGCAUGAUCGAGAUGGGCGUCGAUGUUGUGUACCCGGUCGAACUACCCAAUCCAAUGAGCUUGACCAUCGAUGGCAAGAACUGCUUCGAACCAGUUGUCUAUGCCGAGUUCAAGGAUUGCUUAUCAGAAUUCAUCCGGGACUUCAAGGUGACCAAGAUGCAUUCAUUGGCUGAGAUUAUCAACUUCAAUCUGGAGCAUCCAGAAUUGUGUCUCCCACCAACAUGCCCAGAUCAGAAUGAUCUUAUGGCCGCCCUACAAUCCAGUAUCAAGCGCGAAGAAAUCAACGCCGCACGACAACACCUUCAGACCGCCGGCGGACCUGAAGGCCUCGACUUUCUCUUCGCUUCGCGCUCUCUCGACAUCAUCAUGGCGCCCGGAGACGCCGCAUUGUCCACGCUUGCAGCAGCAGCAGGGUACCCAACUGCUGCGUGUCCACUUUCCGCUCUCAAACUCAACGGCCAACCUUUUGGCAUCACGCUCGCCUCACGUCCGCACACCGAACACACGCUCCUCCACUUCCUGACCGCAUACGAAAACAUUUUCCCACCCCGUGCCCUCCCCAUGCCGCUUUCAUCGGUGCCGCUCCAGGACCCCAACCCAGAACCGCUCCCCGAUCAACCCAUUGUUGAUCUUAUUCUACACGAAUGGGACACGCGAAGAUUCAGUUGCAGUGCGGAUGCGCUGGCGGACUGGCUCAACGCACGCUGGCGCAAAAGCGGGUACGAACUUAGUGCUGAGACGGUGUGUGAGGUUCUGAGGAGUAAUGGGCGGAUUGCAUUCAGAGGGCUGGGUGAUGAUGCUGAAGGUGCUUUUUCACGAUAG
This is a messenger RNA of Bipolaris oryzae ATCC 44560, 1908 nucleotides long. RefSeq lists its product as uncharacterized. The transcript is spliced from 6 exons. NCBI's taxonomy places the organism in Eukaryota, Fungi, Ascomycota, Dothideomycetes, Pleosporales, Pleosporaceae. The coding region runs from base 1 to 1908 and encodes 635 amino acids. The record is from RefSeq and is a predicted model, not a curated record.